GAGCGGCGUGGAGAGGCGGCGGGCGCGGCGAGGCCGGAGCUGCGCGGCGGGGACGCCCAGGGGCGCGGCGGCUGCAGCGCGAGGACGAUGGCAGCGCCCGCUGGGGCCGAGGCAGGGAGUGCGGCCCCCGGCCGCAGGCGUUGGCUGUGGCCGGUGCUGGCGGUGCUCGGGCUGCUGACCGCGGGCGUGGCAGCCUUGGAGGUCUAUACACCAAAAGAAAUCUUCGUGGCGAAUGGGACACAAGGGAAGCUGUCGUGCAAGUUCAAGUCCACGAGCACCACCGGCACGCAGACCUCGGUAUCCUGGAGCUUCCAGCCGGAGGGGACGGACACCCCAGUGUCGUUUUUCCACUACUCCCAAGGGCAAGUGUAUGCCGGGAAUCACCCACCGUUCAAGGAUAGAAUCAGCUGGGCUGGAGACCUCGACAAGAGGGAUGCAUCGAUCAACAUAGAAAAUAUGCAGUCUGUACACAACGGGACGUAUAUCUGUGAUGUCAAGAACCCCCCCGACAUAGUCGUGCAGCCGGGGCGCAUCAGGCUCUACGUCGUGGAGAAAGAGACCUUGCCUGCGUUCCCAGGCUGGGUGCUGGUGGGCAUCGUCACUGCCGUGGUCCUCGGGCUCAGCCUGCUCGUGAGCAUGGUCCUGGCCGUCCUCUACAGAAGGAAAAUCUCCAAACGGGACUACGCCGGCUGCAGUACAUCAGAGAGUGUGUCACCGGUUAAGCAGGCUCCACGGAAGUGCCCCUCCGACACAGAGGGUCUGGCAAAGGGCCUGCCGUCUGGAUCUCACCAGGGCCCAGUCAUAUACGCGCAGUUAGACCAUUCCGGUGGACAUCCCAGCGACAAGAUUAACAAGUCCGAGUCUGUGGUUUAUGCGGACAUCCGGAAAAAUUAAGGGAAGACCCAGAUCAUAUCCUAAACAAGAAUCAAAUCCAAACUGGACUCCUGUGCAGCAAGUGUAGCCUGUGGACACGCGUGACCUCGGAAGCCUGGGAAGGAGGAGCACACUUACUCGUGGAGGGGGAGACAGAUGUGUGUGAAGGACAUGCACAGAUAUUCCGUUUAAUCCUCUGCUGUGAGGAACCCAUGUUGCAUGAUGAAAAGAUGGUCUGAUUCUGUGUCUGUAUACAUUGUCUUGCUGUCUUUGUACUUUCUUUCAGGGUCUCUUACAGUUGGAAAAAUGCAGAAACAUUCCAGUCACCAUCACGUAGGUGGGGUCUGCCUUACUGGACGCAGUGGCAGGUCUCUCAGCGUCCCGGUAGGCGUGGCCUUCGGCCCGGGGGCUCAGCCUGCCUCUGCAGUUACUGUAGCUGGAGAACGGAGAUGCUGCUGGACAAGUAGCCGGGGGGCCCCUGACCCAGCACCUCCUGUUUGUGUAGCUGUUAGAAAACAUCCAUUUGCUAUACCACUUAGAGGCAGUCUCAGAAGUUUUUGUUGAUGUUUUUUCUCUAAAAUACAGGGCAGAUUUUUGCUUUAUACAUUGCGUAGACUUACCCGAAUGUAUCGCUUUUAUCAUAUCAGUCAUGGAUUCAUCACAGCGAUGAGCAGAUUGAUGGAUGCCAGAAGCCACCGCUUCCUAGGAACUUUGUGUCAGGACCAAGCAUGUAGUGAAGCAGAAACCCAGGCCUCGCCUGGGGGGUCCUGCACCCCGCCCCGGGCAGCUGGAGGAGAGGGUUAUUUCCUUCCGAGUGGGCAGCAACGGGGUGGUAGGCGGCCAGGGUCCGGAUUCCACAGCCGGCUCUCCGUGCAGCCUCGGCCAUGCUCUGCAUGGCUUUGUGGGGUCUCAGCCCUCCGAGGGGAACGGUGGGCCAGGUUUUUAGAUCAGCAGGCAGGCCUAGUACCUCUGCUUUGGAAAUCUCUCUCUGUUUUCCUUUUUAGCUCCCCCUCCCCCCUAUUGUGUGGAAUCAACAAAGUAAAAUGAGGAAAAAUCUAGAAACUUGGUAUCUGUUCCUGUAACCUAUUUCUCCCGUCGACUACCCACCACCCAUCUCAAACCUGUGAGUGUUUGUCUUUUCCUGGGAAUGAAGAGCAUGGUGAGGAUCACUAAGUAUUUAUGUAUAUGGUCAUUUCUGCAUUUUCUGGGUUACUGUCUUAAUAGAACUUUUUCCCAUUUAAAGUGAUCUGAGAGCACAGUUUCGGGGAGAAUCACCAACUAGUGGCCGCAGAACACGGCUGGGUGAGUGGCCGUGGCACCAGCCCCAUCCGUGGGGCCUGAGGCGCCUGGGAGCCGCGUCCUCCCCUGCCCACCCCCGUCGUCUCUGUGAGGGAUUUGAGAGGAUUCAGGGAGGGUGUAAAGCGGGUCUCGGACUGAAAGGUGUGUGUGAGGUGAUGGACUGAGGAAGGGGCCCAAGCUGCACAGUGACCCUCCCUGACACGAGUGGGCUUUACUUUCUGAGGAGCGGCGGGUCGCACCUGUGAGGCUCCAGCUUGCGACCCACUCAGCGAGUGAGCACAGCGGCGUCCGUGCCACGCGUGCGAGCCCCCUCUGGUGCUCCGUGCGACCUCACUGUCCCGGGCGCGUGGGCCCGGAGUCGGGGGGGACGCAGAUGUCUCCACAGAGCGGCCCGCCUUGCCUCCUAAAACCUGUCUGCGUCCCGUUUGGAAACCGCAGGUGCCCCGAGAAGACCUGCGGGGGUGCGGCGGGGGGGAGGGCUGUGGGCAUCGGCACCAUCUUCAGUCGGAUGCCAAGGGAACGGCGCCCUUGGUGGGCCUGCCGGGGCUGUGACAGCCGCACAGCUGGCCGAGAAAGGACACGCACUGAGGGGCCAAGUGUGUGCAUUUAUCUGUGGUAUGUUUCCUUACAUUUUUUACAGAGGAAAGGGUCAUUCUCUGUGCCUUUCACAGGUCCUAGAAUAAACUGCACAUUCCUAAAGCCUCUUGGUAGCAGAAGCCCGACUGUCCCCUUUCCGGGCGAGAGCGGUGUGUGUGUGAGGGCGGCACUGCCUGGGAAGGCCCCAGGCCUUCCUCCCCUCACCGCCCAUGCCGCCUGCUCCCCGGCCCUCCAGCGUCAGCCUCCCCUGCAGGCGAGGGCAUUCUGCACUCCUGCCCGCCCUGGGCUGCAGGGUGCCCGUCUAGGGAUGUUGCUUGGUGUGGCUAGAACUACUCGGCAUCCAGGCCGCCUCCCCACGGCCUCUGGCUUUUCUAGCCCUUUCUCCUGUGCCCCUCUGUCCCCAUGCCGAGCCACAGAUGACAACGUGGGGGUUGCUUCCAAAUGCCCCACCUUACAGCCAGAUCAGACCUCGUAAAAUUACUCGUGGUGGUUGUAAGGGGCUGCCUGCCUAAAAGGGAUUACUGUGAGAUGAAAAUUCCAAGCCAUCUGUAGUUUUCAAUGGAAAUGUAUCCAGCUGGGGAAAAACUGUCAGGUUCAUUGCUAUGGUUUUUUUCUUUUUCAAUUGUACUUACUUCUGUGGAUAUUUUAAUACAUCUUUUUCAAUUACU
Molecule: messenger RNA, 3437 nt
Organism: Manis pentadactyla (Chinese pangolin)
Lineage: Eukaryota; Metazoa; Chordata; Mammalia; Pholidota; Manidae
Gene: MPZL1
Product: myelin protein zero like 1
Exons: 6
Coding region: 88-894 (268 amino acids)
Cellular component (GO): cell surface; focal adhesion; membrane
Source: RefSeq, a predicted model, not a curated record